CAGCCACUGUAUUCCUCUCUCUUCCUAGGACUGACAACACCGCACAGGCGAUGGAUGUUUACUCAGGGUGGAAACAGCCAUCCUGGAUGGUGGACAGUAAAAGAAUGAGAAUGACUCUGAACUUGCCAUGGCUCCUGUCAGCACUCACGCUUCUGCAUCUGACAAUACAAGCACAUAGUCUGAAAAGGGGGGCAGCUCAAGAUUUGAAAUGUACAACCAAAAACAUGCAUGUGUGGGACUGCACAUGGUCAGCAUCCGCUGGGGUCAGCCCUGGAACUGUUAAAGAAGUUUGCAUUAAAGACAGGCUCAAUUCUUGUCAUCGGUUAGAGUCAACAAACAUUAAAAUUGCAGCUCUUUCGCCUGGUGAUCAUGAAGUAACAAUAAAUUACCUAAAUGGCUUUCAAAAUAAAUUCACACUGAAUGAAAAAGAUGUUUCUUUAAUUCCAGAUACUCCUGAGAGUUUGAAUUUGUCUGCUGACUUCUCGACCUCCACAUUACACCUGAGGUGGAAUGACAGAGGUUCUGCUUUCCCAUACCCCUCCAAUGCCACCUGGGAAAUCAAGGUUCUACAGAAUCCAAGCAUGGAACCUGUGAAAUUAGUAUCAUUCAACACAACCCUGAGCGGUCAAGAUAUAGUUCACCACUGGAAUUGGACCUCAGACCUGCCCUUGCAGUGUGCUCCUCACUCUGUGGGGAUUAGAUGGUACAUCGACCAUCAUCGUUUCUCUGGUUAUAAAGUGUGGAGUGACUGGAGCCUACUGAAGAACAUUUCUUGGACUCCUAAUUCUGAGACCAAUGUUUUCCCUCAAGACAAAGUGAUUCUUGCAGGCUCAGACAUAACAUUUUGUUGUGUAAGUCAAACAAAAGUGCUGUCAGGACAGAUUGGCAGGACAUUUUGUCCUCUUAUCCAUCUUUAUGGGGAAAACGUUGCAAUCCGUAUCCAGAAUAUUUCCGUUUCUGAAAACAGUGGAACAAACGUGGUUUUCACAACAGAAGAUAAUGUGUAUGGAACGGUUGUCUUUGCAGGCUACCCACCGGAUGUUCCUCAGAAACUGAACUGUGAGACACACGAUUUCAAAGAGAUCAUAUGUAGUUGGAAUCCAGGAAGGCCAACAGGACUGGUGGGCCCACGGAAUACAGACUACACUUUAUCUGAAAGCAUUUCAGGAAAAUCCGUCGCAUUUAAAAGGUUUGAAACUCUGACAAAUGAAAGCUACCGUUUAGCCUUCCAAAUGCUUCCAGGCCAAGAAAUCCAUAACUUCACCCUAACUGGUCGCAAUCCACUGGGACACGCAGAAUCAGCAAUUUUCAUCAACAUAACUGAACGAGUCGUUCCUCAUGUGCCUGUUUCAUUGAGAGUGAAGGACAUCAAUUCAACAGUUGUUGCACUUUCCUGGCAUUUGCCAGGAAAUUUUGCAAAGAUUAAUCUCUUAUGUCAAGUACAAAUUUGUAAAGCUAGUUCCGAACAAGAAGUGCGGAAUGCCACAAUCAAAGGAGCCGAGGGGUCAAGUUAUCUUGUUGCUGUGGACAAACUAAACCCAUAUACUCUGUAUACUUUUCGGGUUCGUUGUUCUACUGAGACUUUCUGGAAAUGGAGCAAGUGGAGCAAUGAAAAGAGACAUUUAACCAUGGAAGCCAUUCCUUCACGGGGACCAGAUACUUGGAGAGAGUGGAGCUCUGAUGGGAAAAACUUAAUCAUCUAUUGGAAGCCUUUACCCAUUAAUGAAGCUAAUGGAAAAAUACUUUCCUAUAAUGUAUCAUGUUCAUCAAAUGAGGAGACACAGUCCCUUUCUGAGAUCCUCGAUCCUCAACACAAAGCAGAGAUACAGCUUGAAAAAAAUGACUACAUCAUCAGUGUGGUGGCAAAAAAUUCUGCUGGCUCAUCACCACCUUCUAAAAUAGCUAGUAUGGAAAUCCCAAAUGAUGACAUCCUAGUAGAGCAAGCCGUUGGAAUGGGAAAGAGGAUCUUCCUCUCCUGGCAUCCCGACCCCAACAUGACCUGCGACUACGUAAUUAAGUGGUGCAACUCCUCUCGUUCUGAGCCCUGCCUCAUGGACUGGAUAAAGGUUCCUUCAAACAGCACCGAGACCAUAAUAGAAUCUGAUCAAUUUCAGCCAGGAGUAAGAUAUAAUUUUUACCUUUACGGGUGCACUAAUCAGGGAUACCAAUUGUUGCGUUCUAUAAUUGGAUAUAUAGAAGAAUUAGCUCCAAUUGUUGCACCAAAUUUCACUGUGGAAGAUACAUCUGCAGAUUCGAUCUUAGUGAAAUGGGAAGACAUCCCUGUGGAAGAGCUCCGUGGCUUUUUAAGAGGGUAUUUAUUUUACUUUCAGAAAGGAGAGAGAGAUACACCUAAGACGAGAACUUUCGAGACAGGUCAUUCUGACAUCAAGCUAAAGAAUAUCACUGACAUAUCCCAGAAGACUCUGAGGAUUGCUGAUCUUCAGGGGAAAACCAGUUACCACCUGGUCCUGCGAGCCUAUACGCAUGGUGGCCUGGGUCCCGAGAAGAGCAUGUUUGUGGUGACCAAGGAAAACUCCGUGGGAUUAAUUAUUGCCAUCCUCAUCCCAGUGGCCGUGGCUGUCAUUGUUGGAGUGGUGACAAGCAUCCUUUGCUAUCGGAAGCGAGAAUGGAUUAAGGAAACGUUCUACCCUGAUAUCCCCAACCCAGAAAACUGUAAAGCCUUACAGUUUCAGAAGAGCAUCUGUGAGGGAAGCAGUGCGCUGAAGACAUUGGAAAUGAAUCCCUGUACCCCAAAUAAUGUUGAAGUUCUGGAAUCUCGAUCAAUAGUUCCUAAAAUAGAAGAUACAGAAAUAAUCUCCCCAGUGGCUGAGAGGCCUGGGGAAUGCUCUGAGGCAGACCCCGAGAACCAUGUGGUUGUGUCUUACUGUCCCCCCAUCAUCGAGGAGGAAAUCUCCAACCCUGCAGCAGAUGAAGCGGGAGGGACUUCCCAGGUCGUGUACAUUGAUGUUCAAUCCAUGUAUCAGCCUCAAGCCAAACCAGAGGAAGAACAGGGCAUUGACCCCGGGGUGGUGGCAGGCUAUAAGCCACAGAUGCGCCUCCCCAUUAACUCUGCUGUGGAAGACACAACAGCGGAAGAUGAAGCAGAUAAAACUGCAGGUUACAGACCCCAGGCCAAUGUGAAUACCUGGAAUUUGGUCUCUCCAGAUUCCCCAAGAUCCACAGACAGCAACAGUGAAAUUGUCUCUUUUGGUAGUCCGUGCUCCAUCAAUUCCAGGCAAUUUUUGAUUCCUCCUAAAGAUGAAGACUCUCCUAAAUCUAAUGGAGGAGGGUGGUCAUUUACAAACUUCUUCCAGAACAAACCAAAUGACUAAACAGUCACCCUUUGCCACUUCAGUCUGCCAUCUCAACAAGCUCUCACUGCUGGUGUCCCGGCAGAAGCCGGUUCAUUCCUGGAGGGACCCUGCAAAUGCUGAGAGUCAGGGACCUUCACUCUGGGCAAGUGUUAAUUUGCUUUUAAUGUAUCCUAAAAGCCAAAAUACAGUGACUCAGAAACCUCAGCCACAGAAACUCAAGAUCUGAAGCUGGUUUGGAUUGAGCCAAAGAAUCCUCCACAAGGAUUUCACGACUAACUCUGCCUAGUGCAUAUAUGCAAAAGAAAUCUCACAACUGUCUGUUGUUAGUGGUUUUCUCAUCUUUGUGUGCUAUGGAAUUCCAAGUGCAUUUACAGGCAAGGAAGAAAAAUGUCCAAGUCAAAAUAAUGUUGAUUUGCCUGACAUUUACUGCAGUCCAGAGGAAAACCAAGCACAGAUAUUUUAAAACUUUCAUGAUGUCUCUAUCCACAGCAUUUACAAAAGAGAAUCUAGUUUUUAAUGUAGCAGCAGCUAUCUGGUGUUCUGUUUGGUAGAGUGUGCUGAUGUCUGUGCCUAUCUGGUAUUCCAGUUGAUGGGGUGUGCUGAUUUCUCUGCCUACUGUAUCAUGGUAAUCAAACAGUUGUCUCAGGGGUACAAACUUAGAAAAACAAGUGUGACACUGACCAGCCCGAAUCUGAAUCACAUUGUCCUGCUUUGAGUGGGGCAUGAAAGCAUUUCUCCUAUCAUGUAGCUUGCACGCUAGCUUCCAUUGUGGGACCCAUUGUCCUCAUGUUGGAAAUUUCUAGAACUGUCUCCAAAUUUUCUCUGUGUUUUUGUUUUGUGUUACAAUGUCUGCUUUGUAAGAGCAAAUUCAACUUUAUUCACAAGUAUACAAUUGUAAUGAGUUACUAUGUAAGAUGACUACUAAGAAAUAGCUACUGGUGUUUGGCGACCCCAUCGCUCUGAUAAGGCCCAGUUCUGUUAAGCCUGACCAAUAGCUGGUGAUGAUCUUUGGGGCCUCUCAGUAGCUUCCUCUUCUGCUCAUGAGUCACAGCCCCUCCUCCUUCAGGCAAUUGGUGGUCCAGACUCUUCAGACCCAAUCUUAAAAUCCAUAAGCUUAAACCUAAAGGUAGAUUAUUUCUCCCUGGAGCAUCAAGUAAAGGGUAAUUUUAAUAAAAGGCAUAAAGCUAAUGGAAUUGGAGGGUAGUAGCCAGUGGUUGUUCUGUAAGCCCUGAAGAGCUGGGUCCUGAAUCCACCCUGCUUUCUCAUCAGCAAUGUGUACAGUGAAUGCGGUUCUUGAGAAAGCAGAGUAAAAACCUAACAUGUACUUUGUGUAUUUGUUCCGCUUUUGUCAAAGUACAUGACAAUUUGAGACACCGGAGUAGAAAACCUUGGUUUUGUGUCAUCUGAAGUCCCUCAAAUUUUGCAAGUAAUGGAUUGGUGUUUUGUUUGUUUGUUUUUUUAGUUCCUAUUUAAUCUUUUUAUUUUUACUUUUUUAUUUAUUUUAUAUUUUUGUUUUUUGAGACAGGGUCUCAUUAUGCAGCUCGGCUGUCCGAGAACUCACUGUGAAGACCAGGCUGGCCUCAAACCCACAGAGAUCCACCUGCCUCUGCUUCCCGAGCGCUGGGAUUAAAGGCCUGCACCACCAUGCCUGGCCUCAUAUUUUAUCCUUUUAAAAAAGUCAUGUGGGAAAAAAAUGUAGGAUACAAGGGACAAAAUCUAUAGUCAGUGCAUGAUCCUGUUUUUAACCCUAGGAUUCAGCUAUAUUUUGGAGCUUCAUGAUAUGAUAGUAUGUGGAAUGAAAUAGAAUUAGUUAUGCAUUUAUAUAGUAUAUAAAAGGCAGAUAAUAACCCUCAGAAAUUUUCAAUAAUGAAAAACACUACAAACAGUUUAAUUUGUCUUCCAUGUGCCCUCUCUGGCUCUCUGGCUCCUUUCUCAACUCUUCACCCAGCAGCUCUGAGCCCUGGCUGCCCCCCCCCCCAAUCUUGUUAUUGCUGUGCUCUGCUUGCCCUCAGCUCAUGCCUCUUUCCCCAUUAUCAGUUUUAUAUUCCAUCCAAUGAGGAUGAGCAUCUGGGAAGGUAGCAGCUUCUCGUUCCGAACUCCAUUAAUCUGAGAACACAAGGAAAGGGCAGAGGAAAUAGACUCAUCCUGUCAUCAAAUCAUGUCUCUUGCACGUGGGUGUCUAGAGUGACGGGCAUUUAAAAUGCUGCUCAUCUCACACUGCCUCUGAAUUCCAUUCUCAAGCACCACUGGGCUGCUGAGAAAAGAGGUUGCCCGUGGAUUGUUUUAGGAAAAUGUGUUUUGGGACUGAGGCUAAGGCAUACUGCCUGGUCUUUUCCCAUUGGAUUGAAGACAGCUGCAUCCCUGAGCAGUGUUACUACUUCUGCAGUUCCUCCUGAGUUGUGCAUAUAGAUGGAGCCUAAACAAGGAUCUGAGAACAGGGGAGAAAGGGACAUACAGGACAUGUUGACAUCCCCUUGUAAACCUGUUUCACUCAGAUUCCCUUGUGAGCAAUGGAGACUGGGGGUAUUGUCAUAUUUGUGAGUGGCCAUUUUCAAUACUAUUUAAUUUAAAGAUAUCCUUAAACACUUAAUCAGGCUUUUGGCAUGAGAGCUGUGAGUUGUGUAUGCAGUAAUUAUAUAUACCUACCUUCCGAAUCCUGCCAGCUGUUGAGCCAGUGGUGUCCUGGGUUUGUGAUGGUUGUCCUGAGAAUCUAGAAAGCUGUGUUUCUAUGCUGUGUGAUAGAGGUGCUUUUGUUCCUGCUGCUGGCAACAGAAGCAGCCAUUCAUUGGGAAGCUUGAGGGAGGAAGUAUCAGCCUCAUUUUCCAUGUUAGCAUUGCUCUCAUGGUUCAUGGAACUUGAAGGAUUGCAUUCAGAACAUCCAGUACUAUCGCACUCACAAACGGUAGAAAGUCAUAUUCUUAGACCUUCUUGCAAACUGCAGUCGCAUUGGAAAUUUCUCCUGACCUGGUAAUACUGUCUGUACUUAUCCAAUAAUUAAAUGUAAUUUAGAGGAAGGCUAGAGAAUUUUCCUUCCCGAUGGGAAUUCAAAAUCAACAUCGUGGUAUUUUUCAGUUAAAGUAUCCUUAAUAUGUCAAUAUGUAGAAAGUGUUAUCUCAAAGUUUCUUACUGCUUAGACACUUAAUCUGGUGAAACUUGUUUGUUUGCAGUAAGGGUAAUUUUUUGCUGUUUCCUGUUUCAAACUGUGUUAGAAUUAGUGAAAUGCCUUUUUAAAGGAUUCUGGAAGUGAGUACUUUGUUUUCCAAGUGAAGUAUGGGGGAGGGGUUGUUGGCUGCUAACCCCAGGCACACAAUGAAAGCCCAGUGACUGUAUUGAUAAAGUCCCUUUCUAGUGUUACAAAUUCAGCAGAACUGUCCGGAAGGAUGAUAAAAAUUGAGAUGUAGCUCCCAUAUAUCUGAAAGAUUUGAAUAUACUGUGGGAGCGGCCCCAUAUUUUGAGGAAAAAAACAAGAAGACUCAUCAGACAUUUCAUGAGACACUGUCAGCAUACUUUUAAAUGUGUGGAGUUUGCUUAUCUAACGAGUUCAAAAUUUGGAGAAGCGUUUGUACCAAUCUAGCAUAUGUUAUGGAGAGCAAUGUGUGUGAGCUUAAUUGAUUAAUGGAAGAACUCAUUCUCUUUGUAAGAUAUUUCAAGACAUUUCCUUUGAACAGAUACUUCCUGCUGAAACAGUUUCAUCCUGUAUUAUCUGUCAUCCCUCUUGUAUCCAGAACAAAAAAAAAAUUGCAGAAGGGAGGGGAAAAAUGUGGCCAAAUUUAUGGGACAUUAAUCUUUUAGAUAUAACCCUAGAAUAUCCUUCAAAUUCAUUUAGUUUGAAUCAUGAUUCCGUCCCCAUGGUAUUUAUACAUGUUAAGCCUCUCAGUUUACUAGGGUUGUUGGAAUUUUUUUUUAACUCCUUUUCAAUUACUGCUUUUAUCUUGCAUGAUCGUGUUCAUGAUGAUUAUAAUACAGAUGAAUUAUUUCCAAAUGCAGACAUAAAAGAUAGAAAAUGACAUUCAGCUGAGCAAUAUCAAGUUUUGUUUCAUCUUGUUAGCGCUGCUGUGGUUACAGUUUGGUCUAGAAUAUCCACAUGUUUCUAAUUAUGAUAUUAGGUUAUGACUGGAUCCCAUUAUUUUUAACCAGAGUAGUACCUGUUCUCCCUGCAUUAUGAAUGAUAAUUUUGUCCAAGGUGUAAAUAGAAUUUGUUUAAGUUAAAUUUUAACUGUGGUAUACUUUUAUUAUAAAUAGACCAUAACUGAUUACACACUAACUGAAUAUAAAUCCAUAAUAAUUUGUAUUACUUUUUGGUUUCUGGAACUGAAUACUUUAAGGAUGAAAAAUGCUUAGAAAAAAUGAUAAGGAAAUGAAUAUUACAUCCAUAUGUGUCUUCAAGAUCACAUAUGAUUUGUAUUGGUCAAUCAGAACUUUAAAAGAAAUCAAGUUAUUAUAGGCUUUUCGCUAUACUUAUGCCUAAAAUAUUGGGUAUGUCUAAUUGGCUAGCUACUUAAAUUUAUUCUGUUUCCUUAUAUGCAUUUUUAUUUUUAAUUGUUCCAUUUUAAAUGGGCAGUUGCAACUUCUGCACUUACUUCCAGGUGUUCCAGUCGCAUAUCUUCAAAUAUCUAAAUAUUUUUAGGUGAUAAUCCAGUCUUCCUAAAGUCACAGGCAAUUUAGUACUUCAGCAGGAGGUCAUAGAACAGAAUGCCAAUUAAUAGUUUUCAGAUGAUAGUCUAACCAUUUGAUUCAAAUGCUGUCACCCAUCCUCUCCUAGUAGGUCGAUUAUUAGCCCCUAGUUCCUUCAGUUUAAUUGUCCUUCCAGCGUAUUAUUUAAGAAAGUAUGAAGUACCAUGGUGAAGCAUUGGGGAAUGAACCCUGUUGUACUCCUUGCAGUGGGGUAGGUAUUAUGGGAUACCCUGGGAUAGAGCAAGUGCUGAAAUACAUCCCAUUCAGGGUUGCUAUGAAAAGAUGGUUCUAAACAAAUAUCCUGAGUCUGAGAUGGUUCCAACCUACAGGCGUGUUCAAAGGUAAAAUAAGCCAUCUAAAAAUACUCAGUGUUCCUAGUAAGAUUUUUUACAAAUUUAUUUUUAUCAAAUCUCUCAUAAUUGGUCAUAAGCCAUCAUCCCAGUAACACUUAGCAAUUGCCAUUUUUUUCCUUUCAGAUUUGCAUUACAGUGCAUUACUGUUUACAAAAUAUACAUACUGUGAACAGAUAAAAGUUUUUGUCUUUUAUAAGGUUUGUGGAAUGAAUGUUUUUUUAAAAGGUGGUGUUAUGUUAAAUAUUUUUAGGUUUUUAUAAAUAGUAACUGUUUACUAACUUUUGUUUGGUCAGAUGUGUGUAUGUGUAGCUGAGAGAAGACAGACAUUACAGUUUCCCUUUUUCAUUUCUUGUAAAGUUACCACUACAGACAUUUUUGUGUUAAUACAAAUGACCGGUUAUGAUGUGCAAUACCUAAAAUCAUGUUUAAUCCUAUAAGGAACUUUUAAAAUAUGCAUAUACAGGAAGUAAACCAGAUUGAUAUGUGUCUCUGUGAUUCACUGCGACUCACAGAAUUCUAAGUUGAGUGUGGAAUAAAGCAACACUCACAGAGAUAUCAAAUACUGAGGUAUUUCCAGCCUUGUGAAAUUUUGGAUAUUAUAUUGCUGUUAGAAUGGGGAAUUCAAACAUUUUAUAUCAUAAUUUCAGAAUUUAACUUCCAUGUCUUUUGGGAAACAUGAUUAUCACAAGAAUAUAGAAUAUGUAAAUAACCUAUUAUUAAGACACUACAAAUAUAAAACUAGUAUCGCUUGGCUGUUAAUUCUAUAAAGAUGUUAUCUAUGUCUGUUUUUAAAACAUGCAUGUAUUUAACAAUUUUAUCAUAGUAUUGUCAUGGAAAGAAAUAAAUAUAUUUUCUUACAUCUUACC
Cricetulus griseus (Chinese hamster) is the source of this 9207-nucleotide messenger RNA. NCBI's taxonomy places the organism in Eukaryota, Metazoa, Chordata, Mammalia, Rodentia, Cricetidae. The record is from RefSeq and is a predicted model, not a curated record.